This is a messenger RNA of Cuscuta campestris, 2425 nucleotides long. NCBI's taxonomy places the organism in Eukaryota, Viridiplantae, Streptophyta, Magnoliopsida, Solanales, Convolvulaceae. The record is from the annotation of a GenBank genome assembly.
AUGUAUGAACUUACCCAUCGCUGGUAAGCCAAUUUUCCUUCAGUUUUGAAGGCAACGGUCACCUACCCAUCGAUGGGUAAACACUUCCCAUCACUGGGUGGGAGGUUGACUUUCAAACAAGGAAAGAAUCAGCCUUAAAUGACUCACAAUGGUCAUGCCUAACCAGCGAUGGGUAUGCCCUCCCAUCGCUGAGUUCCCAUCGAUGGGUAGAAGUCCCCAUCGCUGGGUAAGGGUAUUCUGCCUUGUGUUUAUAUUGGACCAAGGCUUGUACAACAAUGGGUAGAACUUCCCAUCGCUUUUGGCAUGGUUCUGGAAUUCGGUUGGGCUGAAGGCCCGCUUACCCAUCGAUGGGUAAUGCUUCCCAUCGCUGGGUUGAUGAUUGCAAAGAGGCCUUGGCGGGAGCGGGGGCUGGUGCACGACUUGGGCCUGCGCCGUCUCGGUUUCCAGACUUCUUCUGGAAGGGCCGUCAUUAAUGAGCCAAAUCUUCUUCAUCUUAGUGCUUGGUCCGGCAAUGUGGAUGUCGGAGGAGAUGAUGAGAUCCAUGACGAGGAAGGCGUGCGGCAAGCUCCGCUCGGUGGCGAGGGAGGCGCAAUCCGCCAUGUGAAUCAUGACGAACUUUGCCUAGUUGAUGGAGGUACUGUGGAUGAUUGCAUGAUAUGCCUUCAGGUCCUCGUUGAAGAGCGAGGUGUGACUGCUGUCCCGGGGGUGGAGAAUCCGAGUGAGGAUGUAGAGAAGAAGACGCUUCUCCGGCGGGGUCGAGUGGAUUGUCGCUGGGCCGCUGUGGCGAAUGAGGAUCUACCCAUCGAUGGGAAGGUAGCCACUGGAAAGCGAGGAAGAAGUCAAUGCUGCCUUCCGAGCGAUGUUAAAGUUCUCCCAUCGAUUGGAAGAAUGAGUCAAGAAUCGACCCAUGGUCAGUACGUUCCGGAGCCGGAGCACGUGAGCGUGCACACGGUGAACACCGAGGGUUCGAGUUUCACGCCUCCGGGUGACAGAGGGCAACAGCAGAAUCAACCUGAUCCGGCGGGACAGCCACAAGCUGUACCACCGCCAGUCGUAGCACCUCCAGUGAUACCACCGUUGGUGAUGCCGCAGGUGGCCUACGAGCAGAUGUUCCCGGCCAUGAUGGCCCAUUAUAUGCAGCACAUGGCCCAGCUUAUGCCCAUGUUCCAGCCACCGCCACCACCACAGCCGCAGCCGCGCAUCGUUACCUUCAAGACGUUGAAGGAUAAUGGAGCGGAAGAGUUCCGAGGAGACAAGAUGGGGGAGCCCCAGAUUGCAUUGGAUUGGCUUAAGCAGAUGGACCGGGUACUCAAGAAUUUGAGAGUCCCAGAUGCUGAUCGCUCGGAGUUGGCGUCACAGAUGUUCCGGAAGGGAGCAUAUGAUUGGUGGAAGCGCAUUGACCAGGAUCCACACACGCCCAAUCCAUGGACCUGGGAUCGCUUUGAUCGAGCUUUCACGAAGGAGUACGUCCCCACCUGGUACCGCGAGGAGAGGCGCGAUGAGUUCGUUGCGCUUAAGCAGAAGGGGAUGUCACUGCCUGAACUGAGACAGAAGUUCGACUACCUGUCCCAGUAUGCGACGAGUCUGGUCUCCACUCCGGAGGAUCGUUUGAAUGAGUUCGUCAAGAAGCUACGGCCGGACUUGAGGCCGUACGCCGCGCUGAUCACGACGACAGAGUUUAAUGCGGCGAGGCAUUGCCCGACAAACCCUAGCAGCGAGCCUGUUUUUCCUAGAGCUCCGGAUCAGCCUGCCACAUCACAUCCAGCACGGAGACAGCAGUCUACAGCAGCAAAUAAUCAGCAGAGACCACGUCCGCAGCAGUCAAGCCGGGCACCAGCGCGUACCUACGCCAUGCAGGGGCGCACAUAUCCUAGUCCCGAUGUUAUCUUGGGUACGUUCAUACUAUUUGAUUCGGUUAUGCAUGCCUUGAUCGAUCCGGGUUCUACGCUCUCCUAUAUCUGUGUUGGCAUGCCCGCUAAUUCUGCGAUUGUGAGGAGUGACCUUGAGAUACCUACCGUUGUAUCGAAUCCGCUAGGACAUAGCAUGCGUCUUCAUCACAUUUAUCAUAGGUGUCCGUUGUCCGUGCAAGGGAAGCAAUUCCCUGCAGAUUUGAUAGAGCUACGACACAAGGAGUUUGACAUUAUCCUUGGUAUGGAUUGGCUCACCGAGCAUAGAGCAGUGGUCGACUGCAGUUGUCGGACCGUACGGCUGAGAGCCGAGGACGGUAGCGACGUAUCACUCUCCAGGGAGGUGUUCGCAAGGCUCCCGAGUUCAUAUCGUCCUUGAGCGCAAGGCGCUUGAUUCGCAAGAAGUGCGAGAUGUUCCUGUGUCACGUUCAGGAUAUGCGAAAAGAAUCACCACGUCAGCAGGACAUUCGUACGGUUUGCGACUUCACCGAUGUCUUUCUCGAAGACCUACCUGGUUU